CCCAAAAAAAAAACAAAAGAGUUGAUUUUUGUGUUAUCUCUCUCUCUCUCUCUCUCUUCCUCUCUAUACGAUGUGUUACGGUUACAAUCAAUCGUUUUCGUCGCGUAACAGUCUCCGUCGCCGAUCGUACGACGGGGAAGAAGAAGAAGAUUCAGUGGUUGACGAUCUUCGAGACCGGCUCGCGGAAACCGAGGCUCGGCUGAGACGAGCAAGGGCGAGAGAAGCUGACCUAAGCCGUAGGUUGGAGCAUAUGAAGAGAUUCGUUUCCGUCAUGGAGAUCAUUGAGACUUUCUUGGAACGGCGAUAUCAAGAACAGAAAGAUCGAAUCGUUCGCCUUUUCUCUCCUGUAUCCACGAAAUAAAUAUAAAAGGAAGGGGGGAAGCAAACAGUCUUCUUCUUCUUCAUCAUCUUGAUCUUUGUCUUCUUCUUUUGUUGUGGGGAUCUCUUUACCUUUUGGAUAUGUUCCCUUGUUUGUUUGUGUUUUGAAUAGUAUCAGUGUUAUAAACGUAAUUGUCAGCAGCAAAUGUCUAAGAAUCUGUAGAUUUUGUUUUGUUGAGAGCACCACAGGGUAAUAUGAAAAGCUAUGUGCAUUAUUUCCA
This is a messenger RNA of Camelina sativa (false flax), 599 nucleotides long. RefSeq names its product protein SKIP34. Lineage: Eukaryota; Viridiplantae; Streptophyta; Magnoliopsida; Brassicales; Brassicaceae. The record is from RefSeq and is a predicted model, not a curated record.